GUCGAGUUUCGAAAGAAUCCAACGGGAUCUCAAAGGAUCAUGUCCUACCGCGACGAGUACCCGGUGGGGAGCGACGACGACGACGAAGUGUGCAGUCUCUUGAGCAACCCGCGGCGGCGCGCGCCGCUGCACAUGAACAGCUACCUCUCUCAGAUCGAGCAGCACCAGCGAGCGCGGCUGCAGCGCUGGCGGCGCCUCAAGAUGUUCUUUGCUGUCAUCAUCGCCUUGGCCACUUUGACGACGCUCUCUCUGCAGUAUAGUACGUGGCAGCCGGACGCGACGCCGUCAUUCGUUGUCGCCCGUGCCACUUCGAUUUGCGACUCGACCCAGUGCAUUGACAUUGUGCCACGUGCCAAGCUGCUACCGGGCACCUGCCCAGCGCUCGACCGAGACCACAUGCGCGUCGUGGCCGGCUAUAUCCUCGGCCGUCUCUAUCUUGACACGUGGCCGGGCGACGCCAACUUUAGCUGCAGUCAGCCACGAGUGACGAACUUCACGAUGCGCUACGAAGACGAGAUCACAGCCCCGCUAGCCGCCUGUCCUCUGGGCGUGACCGUGGCGGGCAUACUCACGCCGACGUCGCUUCCAAAGACGAUGGCGACGCGCCUCGUAUCUAUUGAUCAUACGGAGUAUAUGACGCCGGGUCUGGCGGUGGUCGUAUCCGACGGCUGGGACGGCCAAAGCAUCCAGGGACUGCCAGGCAUUGUCUUGAACGACCAUAUCGAUGGGAUCUGGCUCGGUCUUGCGAUACCCAGCGGCGCCAACGUCACGCAGAUUCGCAUGCGCAUCACGGACGACGAAGGUCGACGCGAUUCGCUGCAGGUGGCUGUGACACUGCCGCCGACCACUGCGCUGGCGGGUAUUCGACUCGAUAGGGACGGUCGCGCGUGGCCACCGGGUCGGUACAGAGUCGACGCCGCGGAUCUCUUCUCGACGUCCUUUCUCGUGCUCUCGACGAGCUCUCAAGUGAUGGCGACAUUAGAUGACGUCUUCAAGCCGCCAACGUGGCUAAACCAAACUGCCUUCACCAGGGUACAAGCCUCGUGUCGAGACGACCACGGCAACGCCUACUGCGCGUGCCAGGCGGCGACGAUCGGCGAUCCGUAAGGAUCUGAUACAAAUAUACCGUAAAUAUGCAUGUGGUCGUCAAAUGGUGA
Messenger RNA from Saprolegnia diclina VS20, 1157 nucleotides. RefSeq lists its product as hypothetical. The transcript has 3 exons. The record is from RefSeq and is a predicted model, not a curated record. Lineage: Eukaryota; Oomycota; Saprolegniomycetes; Saprolegniales; Saprolegniaceae. Bases 40 to 1107 code for a protein of 355 amino acids.